CAUCAGCCCGCAAAAACUUGUAAGUUGUUGUUAUGGCGUCUUACCUGUUCUGGUGAAUGAGUCGAAAGUACAGGCGCUAAAUUUGCAGUUAUCAUGGCAGACGACUGUAGCACGUGUUACCAACCAGUUCUGAACACGAUCGAGGGAUUCCUGAAAAAAAACAACGAAUUAACCAACGAAAAUAAAGGACGACUGACAAAACUUGGUGAAAUUUCUGAAGUCGCAGCAAGUAUCGAAAAAGAAAAAGACGAAGGUAAAGAGACAUCUAGAGUCCAUCAAUGCAAAGCGCUCAUAAAGGACAUUUGCAACACUCUACUAAUUGGGCCUUACACGGCGCUUGUAACUAGACUCUCAGACGCCUUCAGCAUGGUUAAUGAAAUGGAAAACCGACAGAAAGAGGAACAAUCAAUUAAACUUCCAAAAGCCAUGCAAGGAAGGGUCGAUGCAGUUAAUCAGUACCUCGAAAGAGCCAAAGGACAGUUGAAGGAGAUCGAUGACACCCUUCGUCACCUGACACCAAAGAUAAACGAGGCAAAGAAAAAGCAAUUUGAAGUCUCAGAGGAGGAGAUCACUGAUUUGGAAAUGGCUGCAGCUGAUGUGAAGCGUGCGUUAGACGCAUGUAAGACAUAUCUGGACGGAGCCGAGAACGAAUUCAACUUGCUGGAGUCCGACAUAAACUCAGAAAUCAAGAGCUACCAAAUGAAAACUGCUGCAGAAAUUACACGAGUUGGGGCGGGAUUCAUGAUUGCUGGAGCUCUUGUCGUCCCCACUGAAAUACUACAGCUUUCCCUGAUGGAACUUGCCGAGAAAAUUGGAUCAAGUGGUGUUGCAGGUGGGUUGACAGUAGUUGGUACUGUACUAAAAGUGACGUCGCUUUGCCUCCAGCUAGCAUGUAUUAUGCAGAACGGCAAAAAACUGCUCACGUCUCACCUUGACACUUUGGAAACUAAAUUGCGGCUAGUAAACACUGUUUACGAAGUAAAGAAAAGAGUUAUAGAGGAAGCAGUGACCGGAAGAAUGAAGUAGAAGCAUUUAGAGACUGGUGUCAUGAGAUAUAUAUACAUAUAUAUUAAUCUACUAUUAGAAGCGAGAAAGAAAGUGUUCCAUGAGCAUAUUAGAUUUUCAUAUCAGCGAAGACUACUCAUUAGGAAACUAUAGCACAUUUGACUUUUGUAAGAUGAAAAUGAGGCCCCCAUCUCUGGUAUUUUGUCUCGCGAGUAGCCUAUUGAUAGUCUUUUUUUUUUUUUGCGAACCGCAGUAUCCAAUCCCGUUAAGUCAACUUUUAUACUCGAGAGAGGGAUGCCAACGCUAGGAUUAAAAAUCAAAUUAAGUGUUCCGUAGUAAGCAGCUUUUGAGUUUUAGAAAUAUUACUGAUGAUACGCAGAAAGCUGUUAACUUUUUUAGUGAGUUGCGGGCCGUAUUUCAGUACAUGCUCAUUGCACUGUCUUUGAUGGCAUUCAAUUCCGCUGGCUUUGGUCGCGUAGUUAAACUGAUUCUUCUCUAGUGCAAAGAGUCAGUUUACACUUUGAGUGCGCGUCUUUCCUUUUGGCAAAGCCCUGAAGAUUAAGAGCAGGUAGGUGGUGGACGUCGACGAAACAAGACGGAAAAUAGUUUUCGUAGACGAACGAAAUGCUCUAUCGGUUAAUUGUACUACUGAAGGUGAAAAGAAAGGUUUGGACAGAAACAUUGUUGGUCACAGGAAAUUGUUAUUUUCGUUGUAGAUACCUUUCGCGUCACCAUUAUCCGACUUAACGUAGUAUAUGCAAUGUUCUCACCACAUCUUUAGAUCUGAAAACAGCCUACUGCAGAAUCUGAGGGAACUUAAAUAUACCAGUCCGGGAUCGUUAUCAGAUUUGAUAACCUCGACCAAAACAAACCAUUAACCAAUCGCUGCGCAAGUUUUCGUUCACGUGACAUUAUU
This is a messenger RNA of Orbicella faveolata, 1921 nucleotides long. RefSeq lists its product as uncharacterized. The record is from RefSeq and is a predicted model, not a curated record. Lineage: Eukaryota; Metazoa; Cnidaria; Anthozoa; Scleractinia; Merulinidae.